UAAAAUGUAGUUGACAAUGUUCUGUUUUCUGACUGAGUCUCUUGCUUCAACCAGAAGUCGUUUCUGGGUUGUAUCUGUGACACAGCCUGCUGUGUAAUUCUGACUUUAAGGUUAAAGCUUCUUUAUUUAUCAAUGAGUUCAUUUGGUAUUGUGACACUGACAUCAACCUGUCUUUGUUUUUAAUUUUAAAAAAAUAUAUUUUUUUAACCAAAUCAUCACAUCCAUGUUGACUAUUUCAACAGGUUGGUUUCAACAGUAGGUUUGUUGCUGUUCCCUAAUUGUUCCUAAAUUAAUUUGUUAAUGAGUUUGAAAGACAUUCUGGAUAAUAACGAAUUGCAGAAGUCAGUGGAGUUGUGCAUGUGUAAAUGCAUUGACAAUGUAUUUGACAGCAGUUUGCAAACACUCAGCUGCUUGUUUACAUCUUAAACACAUACUAUCUUAAAGAACAAGGCAGCAAUUGUUGAAAUGUGAAUACAUGUUUUUGCUUUGCACAGAAGCUUAUGAUUCACUGGAACUGCAAAUGUUAUUUGGUAAUAAUCAGUUACGGAAGUAGGCUAUAUUUGAUCUUUUUUUUUUUUACAUAGUUUUCUUACUGGUCAAUUUGACACAACUUUAUGGAGUUUUUUGUGUUUUUAUAAUAUGUAAAAAAACCAAACACUUGUUGGUAGGGUAAUAGGGUCACCAUCACCAUGUUUUAUUGAACUAGUCAAAGAAAGAAAGACAGAAAGUUGUUGGCUGUGUGGUUUGUUUUAGGAAUGGAUUGUUGGUAUAUUUCUGGAUAUUGUUUUUUGAUCUUGCUUGUAGGGCUCAUGUCUGCUGUGUCAGUGAUGAUUGUGGAGCACACGGCAUGGAAAGGAACAUCGGAGACCAGCUCAAUAAAGCUUUUGAAGCUUAUCGCCAGGUCUCCAUUGAAAAGGACAAUGCUAAAAAGGAGCUGCAGCAGAUGGCUGAAAAAUACGAGCGCUACACUCAAAAACUUCAGAAGCAGAUAGAGGACCAGCAGCAGGUGAUUUUAAAACUUGAAGCUAAGUUAUCAGCAACAAGACAAACAUCAGGAGAGAUGAAAUGUGAGCCUUGCAACCAUCUCCUCGAGGGGGUCAGUGCUUUUAGAAAAACACAGUACUCGGAGAAUAUGGGCACUGCUGCCGUUACAACUAAAAUGCCUGGAAACAGCAGCGUUAACAAUCAGGACAUGCUUGGUGCAUUUGAAGCCAUUCAAGGGAAAUUCCGGCAGAUUCAGUCGCUAACCAGAAGACAAAAAGAUCACCUAAAAAGAUUCCAUGGAAGAAGUGAUACAUCAAGCGAUCAGCAGUUCUCCAUGCCCAUCCAGUGCACAGACCGCACAGCGGAGGCAGAGAGACCCUUCUCCACGGCUCUGAGGUCAGCAGUGGAAGUCCCGCUCCCACCCACGUCUCUGGCGUCUCGUGGCGCCAGCCCGGAGGACAGAGACUUUGUAGACUCUCUCAACAAACUUAGCGUCAAAUUCCCGCCCCCUGCAGACAGUGAAUACGACUUCCUGAACAGCGCUCCAGAGAGACACAUCGGCCUGACCGCGCCCCCGAAGCAACCUCUCGGCGGCAGCGGCGUGCCCUCCACACUGACGGAGGAGGAGCCCGUCGAUCUGCCCAUGUCUUUUGUCUAUCCUCCAUCCCCCUCCCACUCCACAUCAUCCUCGCUCUCCCAGGAGGGCGUGUGGGGACCUCAGCAGCCCCUCUGGAGCCCUGAGCUGAGCGAUGCGGGCAACGUGUGGACUGAGCUGGCUCCCGAUAAAUGUGCUUUUUGCCACGCUGUGGUUCCUCAGGGCCGAAUGAACAGCCACCUCUACUCGCAUUUCUCGCCCAAGAAUGAAGCCGAAGACUGACAUUGGAAGCAGAGACUGACGGGCGAAGGCCUCAAGUACUCCUCACAGUAUUCAUGGUCUAGUCCUGCCUGCCACGAGUUAUAUGCGCUGUAAUGGAUUUUUAAAGACAUUGCAAUAAGACUUGAAUACAUUUAUUUAAUACUGAAGAAUUGAAUGGUACACUUCUUUGCCCAUUAUAUUUUUCUAAUAUCGUGCUGAGGUUUUCCUCUAGUUCUGAGUGAAGAUGAUGCAUUUUAUGGUAUAUAUGAGCAAAUAAAGCCAACAUUUACUCUCUUAUUGAAUGUUUUAACGCUUUCAAAAAAUAUAUGAAAAUAUUUCAAUAGAUGUAGGCUACAUACGGUGGAUAUAAUGUGCAUUUAACUUUCUUAAACAUUUUCAUACUAUUGACUUUUUAAAAAUGUAUUUACAACGAGAAUUUUCUGAUUGGCUUUAAAGAAAUAUAUAUUUUAAAAUAAUUUCUCCCUCAUUUGUAAGGGGUAAUGCUAUCUUUAACACUUAUAAAUCAUCAUAACAUUUUAAUGCUUUAUGUCGUUAUUAAAGCAGGCAACACAGAUGGCUACACAUAUCAUUAAACACCAGCUUAAUGUUUAGUUGGAUGCCCAAAAACUUGAGUGUUUAUGUAGUUCUGUUUUUUAAUUUUUUUUACCUUAGUUCAAAUUCAACUUCAUUCAAUAGAAAAAAUCAACAUGUAACCACAUGAUUUGAAAUAAUUAUGAAGAAAGACGAUGUGUCAAUGUGCAUCUUCUACAGUUCAGUACCUUACAUUCGACUAAACCCGGGUCUUUUCUAUACAGGAGCAUCAGCUUUUGCAGUAUUUAUUCACACCUCCACAAACAAUUGCAGUGAUUUCCAGCAUUCAGUGUGAGGAUGUUUGAGGGAAAAGGAGACCCUGUGUGUUGGAGCAUUGUUGUUGCAGAGAAGACCUCGCAGCCCUUCUGCUAUGGGUUGGUAACACUUGUGGUGGGUAGAUGAGCUGGUGUGAAGACUGCAAACAACCUUUUUUUUCCCCUUCAAAAAAAAAGUGUUGGCGUGUUAUAACUGACUACUCAUAAUCGCAUACUUCUAAGAGUACUGAUUGAUUUCUAUCUUAACCGGUAUGUAGUGCUGAGCAUUUCUCUAUGUUUCAGAAAUAGCUUUAAGGUGUGUGUGUAAAAAUGUGAUGAAGUAAUGCUAUCUAGUCUACCAAACCACAACACAUAAUAACACAUCGUCUGCAUACAAGUAGUAUUCAAUCUUGUCAGAUGCGGCCGCUCUACAAAUUGAUCAAAAGUAAAUGUGCAAAAAAUAGCAAAUUUUUCCAAAACAAACCACAUAAUUUUACAUUCCACAUCACUUCAUGGACACUUAGGGGAGAAUGUAUUCAUAUUUUUUUUGGCAAGUACAUAUCCCUAAUGAUGCUGUCUGGUUAAUCUGCGAAGAGUUGAACAUUGUGCAGCCUGCAUGCUUUUCUCUCUGGGAUCAUGAACAGCUGCUUGCUCAUAAUUAUGUUGUCAUUCAUUGUUAUUAAGGGGAGGAAACUCGUAGUGACAGCUAGUUUUUUUCUUCUUCAUGUUUCUGCACACUGUAUAUCUAUACCUGCUCGUGGGCACAGUAAUGAGAAUUGUUUAAGAUAACCACAUAUAUGCUCUAGGGCAUUUUUGCCAUCAUUUGAAGUAGAAUAUGAGAUAUAAGUGCCACUUUCCUCCAUGAAACAUUGGGUACUUGAGGAAGAAGAUUUGAAAUAAAUUCAAGCCCUCCAAAAAAAUGAAAGGACACACACACACGCACACACACACACAUAAAAAAAAAGGAUAUGGAUUGAGAGACGGAGAAGUAGCAGGCUGAUUACAAGGUGUCAAAAUUGCCAGGAGCAAGAAGGUGAAAGCAAUCAGGGGUGAGAAGAGUGCAGCAUUCGUGAGGGGCAACUAAUUAUCCAUCUCAUUUGUGGAGAGAGGCAUUUGAGGCAGCUCGAGCCCACUGAAUGGUGACAGAUUGGUGCGGAGGAGAGGGGAGGUGUUAGAACAAUGGAGUCCAGCUCACCAUCAUUACUGCAUGCUAAUCAGCAGUGCUUCUGCACCACCAGUCGCUGUUGCACAGAGUUCGGGGUGGCAGGGAAGUCAGCGGCUUCAGGGGACUGUAGUCGUCCUCAAGCAGACAGAGAGAGGGCGGAAAGGGGAUGAGCAGUACAGCCGUCGGCACUCUUACCUCAGCUUAUGGUAUCCUGUAGGUGAUCCUGUAAAGAAGCUGAUCUCUGUAGCCUGCAGACACAGCUUGUGCUUGCAAGAUGAGCUGAUGCUACUGGAGUGUUUCUAAGAGGAUUGAGUUCUAUAUAGGGGUUUAAUUAAUCAAGGUUUCAAGUUCAAUUAUAAUUUUUGCUUCCCAUGAUCAUGAAAACAUUUAAUGUAAUCAAGAUUAAAUUUACUUUACUGUGCCGCAUGCCAUGUUGCCCUUGUUUUCUCCAUAGGUUUUGUCAUGUGUGGUGUUUCAAAGUGUUUGGUGUGCCACCACUACCUCAAUUGUUUGGUAUUAUUUUAAUAUAUAUAUUUUUCCACUUG
Labrus bergylta (ballan wrasse) is the source of this 4395-nucleotide messenger RNA. RefSeq names its product TRAF family member-associated NFKB activator (gene tank). Gene Ontology annotation, biological process: canonical NF-kappaB signal transduction. The record is from RefSeq and is a predicted model, not a curated record. Lineage: Eukaryota; Metazoa; Chordata; Actinopteri; Labriformes; Labridae.